GUUCAGUGUAACAUAUUAUUAAACAUCCUGUUGACCUGCUGAGAGAUUAAACACCCGGCCUUAGUGCCGUACUGGAGCAGCCUAUGACAGAAUGACGGGCGCUUUACCCUGGCGUAUACUCGUGUGUCUUGCCAUCUUGUCCGCUGCUGUGUACAGCGAAGUGUGUCACGUACAGCCACAUUGUAACUGCUUCAGGCGAAAUGACACAAACAUUACCUGUGACAUAUUUUCCGUUCCUUACAUCCCUUUUCUGGGGUUUUCAGACGUUCGCUUCCACACGUUGAAAAUUCGCGGUGGAAAUCUCCAGUGGAUUGGUGAGGGGACAUUCGGUGGGCUGACUCUCGGCACUCUGGACAUUCAACACACGGGGAUUUCCCACCUAAACUGUGACACCUUCAGCGGAAUAAGUGAUUCCCUGUCUAACAUCUGCCUGAGUAACAACUUGCUCACACGCGUUCCUGACUGUGCUCUGGCUAAGUUUACAUCGUCGGUUUACUUGGACUUGGUGAACAAUAGCAUAUUCUCUCUCGAGACGGAUAACUUCUUGUAUCUCACCAAUCUACAGAGACUAGAGUUGAGAGCUAACAGAAUCUAUAACAUUGACCACGGAGCAUUCCGAGGACUUGGAGAACUGACUACCUUGGAUUUGUCGCACAACAACAUAUCUGUUCUCAACGCUUCGGUGUUUGAUGGCUUAAGAAAGCUGGAAGCUUUGAAGUUAAAUCACAACCAGUUGGUAGAUUUGGGAGAUAAAGUCUUCAGUGACAUCAUGGAACUAAGAAUUUUGAACAUUGAUAACAACAGACUGGCAUUCCUGGAAGACAACCUUCUUGGCGGGUUGAUUAAGUUGGAGAAGUUGUACAUCCGAAACAACAACAUUACACGUAUUUCACACGCAGCAUUUCAGAAUCUCGGUCAGCUGAGAUAUUUAGAUUUGUCAGAAAACAACAUCAAUCGUCUGUUGCCGAAGACAUUUAAAAACCUGGCAAAUCUGUACAGUUUGGAUCUUGAGUGGAACAGCCUAACAGAGAUUGCGGCUGGUAUCUUUACUGGUCUGUCCGCAAUAAGGCGCAUGCACCUCGGCCACAACAAAAUUGUAGGGAUUAACAUGUAUGCGUUUAUACACUGCCCAGAAAUGUUAAAUCUCAAUUUAACUGAUUGUCUUAUCCAAUACAUACCACCAGGCGUGUUUAGGAAUUUACCACUUCUAUCAACAUUAGAUCUGAGUAGCAAUAAGCUUAUGAAACUAGAAGCCGGAGUAUUUUAUAAUCUUUCACGGCUGAACACCUUAUCACUAAGAAAUAAUCAGAUAUCCUUUCUGAGCGAAGUUAUAUUUUACGAAAUUGUACAUUCGUUGUACGAAUUAGACAUUAGACGUAACAGUCUAUCAUAUACUUCCUGGACAUGGUUGGGGACGUUACUGGGUCAUCUCAAAGGUUUAAGGAUUCUUCACUUAUCUGACAAUCCUCUAAAAUAUAUCCCCAUGAAUGUACUGCCAAUCCUGGAAACAAUGAUGGAAGCUAAUUUGAGGAACUGCAGUUUAGAUGAAGUUCCUGGUAAUGUACUGAAUGUCUCUGGGGAUUUCUCCAUGAACCGUAUUGAGGGCCCCGUUACAUUAAGAACUAACCAAGGCUAUAAUCCCAAAUUUAACGUCUCAAACAAUAAUAUUACCGCAUUAAACAUAAAACUCAAGUUGGUUAUUUGGCAUGGACUCAUGAUUGUCAGCGAUAACAGCAAAAUGUGCGACAGUAUGAUAGUAGAAAUAGAUAAUCAGUAUAUAAACUUCAGUUACUAUCCUAGUGUGGUAAUUUCUGCAAGAAACAACUCUUUCAGCGAGCCUAUUCCUUUCCUUUUUCGAGGCGAAUUUCGUCAAGGUUUUGGCGAUUUACACAUUAAUCUCGACUUUUCCGACAACGUGUAUUUAAGCUUAACACAGCUGCCCUUAAAUAUCAAAGUUUUAACUCUUGGUGAAAUAUGGAGUCCUUGUAACACAUCAAGCCAUUUAAGGAUAUAUGUGGAUUCACUCGACAUGUCUGGUAACGCUAUCUCGUACAUUUCCCCAGAAGCCUGUCUCGGGGCUGUUCAGAUUUUAGAUCUGCGGAACAACCAUUUGGAAGUUAUGGAUAAGCUCAUGGAUUCGACUGAUUCUUCAGCUUUUAGACUUAAGUAUCUGGAUUUGUCGGGGAACAGAAUCUAUCAGGCAACUGCUGAGGCGUUCCACGGUCACUACUUGUUUUACACCGUUGACCUACGUGAUAACCAGAUUGUCAGCUUACAGAGCUUUAAACCUAUGCUUACCGAGAGGAAAUAUUACCGGCUAUCUUUAUCGGGGAACCCGUUAGCGUGUGGCUGUGAGAUUGCCUGGUUAAGAAACAACUCUGUUCAUGAGAACUUGGGCUCCAUUCGCUGUCAGGCUCCACAGAACUUUGUUAGGUUUCUGGCCUGGUGUUUUCCGCUGACCGGAUGUCCUGCCAUGUCGUCUGUGUCAGUCACUGAUAAGACGAAAGAGAUUUGUAAAGAUGACUCUCAUAUAGAACUGUCGAAUCUAACUGUGGCUGUUGAGAGAGAUGACGCCAAUGUUACCUGGACGAAAACUGGACCAGGAACGAUGACAGGUGUCACAGUAGAGUACUACUCUGUGGAUAAUGUUGACGUGAAGAGAGCUAUUUUAGUCCACCCAGAGAUGGAAUUUGUUGUUCUCACCGAUCUCCUGGAGGAGAAGGUUUACAACAUAUGUGUUGCCGCCGUUCUGCAUUCUGAGAUUAAAAACCCAGCAGUUUGUGCUAUCGUAAAAACAACCGAUGCUGGAGUAAACAUCAUCAUUUUUCUAGCUACGGCUUUGGGAGUAUGUAUUUUACUCGUUCUUUUCUUAAUGACGUGCGUGUGUUUACAGAAACGUUCGCAUAAAUAUGACCCAGGUACUUCAAAUAAUUAUGCUCAAAAAGUUGCAGCAAAAAGACCUUCAGCUACGUCAACAAACAUGUCAACGUUGUCACGUAACAUGUCUAUCAAGGCAGAAACGAGCGAGGAAACGGUCUGCGCGUAUAUCUGAUGUUCGACUUACCAGGAUCCAAUCGGAUAAAAGAGUAUGCUUUAGAACGGUCACAACCAAAACGUUUAGAAAGUUGACUUAAACCCUAAGAGAUACACAACAAAGCCUGACUUUGAAGUUUUAAUUUAUUUUGAUCUGCCCAUUGCUACAACCGUCUGCCGUAAUGACUCGAGGCGAGGAAAAAUUGAAAAUACUAGCGCUGUUCUAUAGGCUGUGUACAUGCACUUGUACUGUUUUAACAGAAUGGAAAGGGCGUGUUGAAGUAAACAACAUGCACGCCUAUACAGCUAUGUCCUAUGAACAGUGUAUAUUGACGAAAAGCCAUCAGGUCGACUAUAGGGGUUUAUCCAUUGUGGACUACGCAUACUUCUUUUGUAACAUAUCUAGACAGGGCAGGGACGCGCGCCCUGACCCACAUUGAUGUUAUUUGACAACCUGGAUGAUCAUUUCAGCGUGUUACAUGACUUAAGCACGCCGUUUGCGUUGAACAAUUCUUUUCACUGUAAUAAAGAAUGAAUGAUGACGUCAUAACAGGACUACAAUAAUGAAAAGCUUCGCGUGUAAACAUGUGUACAUAUUCACACCUGAGCGGUUUUACCUGGGAAUGUAUGAAAGCUGACAUUGAUUUAUGUAGGCAUCAAGCCGUUUCGGAAUUUAUUCACUAGCUAUACUAUAAAUUGUAUUUUUUAAAAUACGUAUUUACGCUGUACAAUUCUUCUUUUCAUACGACGAAAAAUUUACAUAGAUGUAAAAAAACUGCACAGAGGUUUAAUAGUUGGUGCAUGACUAAAAAAUAAGGAAUUCUCCUCACGAAAGCAAUAUAUGUAGGAUCCGUUAGUGUAUCCUUGCUGAGACCGGCGUCAGGGGGUUGAUUUAGGCUGGGACAGGGCACGGUUUAUCUCAACCAUCUCGCCAUAGAGAAUGAUGGCGGUUUUUAUAACCUUUGUCCCUCCAUUUUAUUGAUUUAAUUAUUAUGGAUUUUGUUUAUGUCCGGGGGAAACCCACGACCACCCGCAUGUUGCUGGCAGACCUUUCCACGUGAGGCUGGAGAGGAAGCUUGCAUGAGCUGAACUUGAGCUCACAGUGACCGGUUUAAGAAUCCUGGGGCAUUGCUCCCUAUUGUGCCGUGCUGGCGUGCUAACUUCCUCGGCUAUGGAGGUCCCCCUGGUUCUAGUAACAAGAUGUACUGAUACGCACUGUCGUUAAAUAUUAACGACCCCUAACUCUCCUCACUUCGGGUACAUGUUUACAAAAGAAUUGGACGCAUGUACAUUUUCUUUUAGCACAUAUGUAUAAUUAGAGAAUAUAUUCAAAAACACUUUGCCAUACUUAUGUUUCUAAUGCAAAUCUUUUGAAUCGCGCAUGGUUUUAAGGUAUGAAUUUAGUAUCUGAGUAUACAAGUGGUAUAUUUAGAUAGCUGAUGUUGACAACUGCACGUGCAUGUAGUGAUUAGACCACAGUGACAGCCUGUCUUACAUACUGUCCGCUUGCUUGGGCAUAUGUGAAAAUAAAGCAUGAU
Liolophura sinensis is the source of this 4571-nucleotide messenger RNA. Its product is annotated as toll-like receptor 6. Bases 92 to 3052 code for a protein of 986 amino acids. Gene Ontology annotation, molecular function: protein binding. Lineage: Eukaryota; Metazoa; Mollusca; Polyplacophora; Chitonida; Chitonidae. The transcript has a single exon. The record is from RefSeq and is a predicted model, not a curated record.